Messenger RNA from Daldinia decipiens, 1025 nucleotides. RefSeq lists its product as uncharacterized. The record is from RefSeq and is a predicted model, not a curated record. Bases 511 to 729 code for a protein of 72 amino acids. The transcript has a single exon. Lineage: Eukaryota; Fungi; Ascomycota; Sordariomycetes; Xylariales; Hypoxylaceae.
GUGGCGUUCGCAGGAAGUGGGGCCGGCGCAACCCUUAUUACCGUCCCCGUCGUCGCCGCAAAACUCACUCCUACACAGUCUAGGCUUUCUAUCCAAUGAUUCUCCUAUGCUUUAGUUCCUCUCCGAUCUCUUCCUUUCUUUGACCAAGCAGGACAGGGGUUCCUACUUACACUACAUACAUUACACUUGCGGCAGCGACCCUAACCUUCAACCUUCUAUGUAAAUCUGGGACUUAAACCCCCUUGAAAAAGCCCUGAGGAACGCUUCGCGGGGCCCUCGUUUGGCUAACAAGGGGCCCUUUAUCCGCCAUGCGCGAACAUACCUAAUGCAUGGCAUGUCUCUUGCAGCCUCAUCUUCACUAAUUCAUCAAGAUCAUCGUCCCAUAUUUUCUGCUGCUUAGAUGCUUCAAGAAUCCAUAUAGACCUUGUUCUGCUUACUCAAACUGACGUUGAGCUUUAGAGAUCGUCCAUCUCUUUUACCUUGUUCACCUGCGCGCAUUAACUGUGUUGGAUGAGAGAGAGCUGGUUAUCAUGUAAGUCGGUUAUAGUUCUGAUUUUAUGUUUUGAUUUUCGCCUAAAGCUCCUCGCCAACUGGACCCCCCAGAACCCCCAAUUCGAAUCUAACCCAAGAAUUUUGCAAGACGACAGGUCAAUUUCUUGCGUCAUCGUCGUUAGAGCCGCCCUAUACUGCUUCUGGCCAGCUCCCAUUGAAGUGGACCGACAGGAUUGAAAAUAAUAUAUGGACCUACAGACAUCGGCCGGGUCGGAAUCCAAUUGCAAGGCAUGGAAGAUAGACUUACCACUUAGGUGUAUACUUCUGCAGCUUUGACAUGUUCCUAUUCUCGGACCAUGUCUCUUUUCGUCCUUCUUGUUACUAGCUCAACCCUGUUUGGUACAAGCACCAAGCCUCACAAGUGUGAUCGCCCCCCCACAAUGAUUACAUCUAGAUCCUGUCGUUGAACCGAGUUUACAUGCCGCAAGUGGCGGACCCUCUGGUCCUCUGGUCCUCUGGGUCCUCUGGGUCCU